AUGGCAGAGAAUGGCACUGUGGUGACAGAAUUUGUUCUGAUGGGAUUCCAGCUGCAAGCAGAGCUGCAGAUGGGCCUCUUCUUUGUGUUUCUGAUUUUUUACCUGGUCACCAUUGCGGGUAACCUGGGCAUGAUCCUACUGAUUCAGAGUGACCCUCGCCUCCAGACUCCCAUGUACUUCUUUCUCAGCCACCUCUCCUUCUUGGAUAUUUGCUAUUCCUCUGUAAUUGUCCCUCAGUUACUUAAGACCUUGGGAACCGAUAAGACAGUCAUCACCUAUGAAUGCUGUGCCACCCAGUUCUUCUUUUUCACGCUUUAUGCUAGUACUGAAUGUUUCCUCUUGGCCGUGAUGGCCUAUGACCGCUACGUGGCUGUGUGUAACCCUCUCCUCUAUGCCACCGCCAUGACACCGCAGACCCGCCUGGGGCUGGUGGCUGGGGCGUACGCUGGCGCACUGGUCAACUCUGUGAUCCGCACUGGAUGUACUUUCUCCCUGUCCUUCUGUAAGUCCAACCACGUGGACUUCUUCUUUUGUGACCUGCCACCCUUGCUGAAGCUCGCCUGUAGUGAGACCAAGCCACGAGAGCUGGUGAUCUACCUCUUAGCUUUUGUGGUCAUCACCAUCAGCAUUUCAGUGAUUCUCGUCUCCUACCUCUACAUCAUUACGGCUAUUCUGAGGAUUCGUACAUCAGGCGGGAAAGCUAAGACCUUCUCCACGUGUGCUUCUCAUAUGAUGGCAGUGGCUCUCUUCUUUGGGACUCUCAUUUUCAUGUACCUGAAAGGCAACGUGGGCCAAUCUCUCGAGGAGGACAAGAUUGUGUCUGUGUUUUACACUGCGGUUAUCCCCAUGCUCAAUCCAAUGGUCUACAGCUUCCGAAACAAGGAAGUGAAGGAGGCUCUGAAGAAGGCUGUCAACAGGAGGAAGGUUUCCCAAAUAGCGUAA
Elephantulus edwardii (Cape elephant shrew) is the source of this 942-nucleotide messenger RNA. RefSeq names its product olfactory receptor 9I1-like. Gene Ontology annotation, molecular function: G protein-coupled receptor activity; odorant binding; olfactory receptor activity. NCBI's taxonomy places the organism in Eukaryota, Metazoa, Chordata, Mammalia, Macroscelidea, Macroscelididae. Gene Ontology annotation, cellular component: membrane. The record is from RefSeq and is a predicted model, not a curated record. Gene Ontology annotation, biological process: G protein-coupled receptor signaling pathway; sensory perception of smell. The coding region runs from base 1 to 942 and encodes 313 amino acids. The transcript has a single exon.